This is a messenger RNA of Prorocentrum cordatum, 2020 nucleotides long. The record is from the annotation of a GenBank genome assembly. Lineage: Eukaryota; Dinophyceae; Prorocentrales; Prorocentraceae.
CUCCGAACGCAUACGAACCUGGCCACCAAAACAAGCACAUCGCUCGAGACAUCCUCGCAAACUGGGCCUACAGCGAUGAAACGCCCCAGGCGCCGCGCCCAGACGCUGCGACGGGGCGGGCUCGAGGGCCAGGGCAUAAUGCCGCCCCCAAGGGGGAGUUCGACAGUACGCAAAAUGGAGCAGCAGCUCUCUGCCCCCACGCAACGACUUGUCGCGCGGGAGGGGACGUCGCUAGAAAUCGCGCGCAGGCAGCACGGGCCCAGAGGGGAGAGGAAGACGACGGGGGGGACCUGGGGAAGCAGAGGAAAAGCUAGGAGUGAAGGAUGGGAGGCGGAAAAAACACACGCCAAACGACACCGCACCACACUACACUAAACGGCACUAAGUGGGAGCUGGGAUUCGCCAGGGCGCAGAAAAAAGGUUCCCAUGAGUUGCCACCUAACGCGACCGCGAGGCUCAGGCCAAGCGGCGCGACCACGAAGGCGGCGCGAGCCUACCACAGCUACAGGGGAGAGCAGAGGCGAAGCGCCGCAGCAGGGAUGAGAACGCAGCACACCGCUCGUCCCUGGCGGGAGCAGGUCCCAAUUACUUCAAUCGAGGUGCCAGAAGCAGACUCGCAGCCGGGUCACACCCCGCAUAUCUCAAACGGCUGACGCGUGACGGCGCGAAAGCAGUGCAGGAGCCUGGACAGCUCAGGGGGUGAGCCUGCACGGACCAGGCACGAGCCUGGGAAUGAGUACUGGAGGUUGCAAGAACGGCGGCGAGACUGGGCGGCGCACUGCGUUGAACAAUAGGAGCAACUAGGCCACUAACUAGAGUGGAGGGGGGAGGAGGCGAGGAAACAGGAGGGAGGAGGGAAGACGGGGACGAAAGAGGAAGAGGAAUAGAGGGAGAAGGGGCCCCAGCAGCGCGCUGCCGUCAGAGGCGGGGCACGUCAGCUUCGCCGCGAGGUCAGGCCCCAAGGCCGCGGUCAGAGGGCGGUGCUGGGAGGCGUGCUGGAGCCGUUCUGCCCGCAGCCAAGCCCGCUCGCCGAGCAGCGGUGGCCAGAGGCGGUAGCCGAGAGCGCGGGCGGGAUUCUGCACGCUCGUGUGGGCUAGCGGCGGGGGCGACCUUGCGGCAGCCGCGGGGACCUGUGGCGUCCACGUGUGAGCCAUUGGCGAGCACGGAGCAGGAAACACGGAGCACGGCCAGAGCACGGCCGGAGCACGAGGAACGGACGCGAAGUGGAGCACGGAGCACGGCUUGCACUUCUGCUCCACAGCUGCAUGGCUCGCGCGGCGAACUUCGGGACACUCCCACCGCAGUCGGCCUGAGCGCCUGGCACGCUGCGCCGAAGGCGUCCCCAUGUCUGGCGAGGCCCGCGCGGCGAGCCCCAGGCCGCCCUCCUGCAAGAGGCCGGCCGCGCUCCGCAAGCCGAGGCGGAUGUUCUGGCCCGAGCCUUGGCGAGCUCGGCCAGCGGGCUCUGGGCCGCCUGGCAGCUGCGCAGGGGACGUCCAAGCCCGAGUCCGCGCGAACUCGGCCAUCAAGCUUCUGGCCCGCGCGGCCAACUCUGGAGUUGGGUCAGGGCCCCCGCAUAGAACUCCCCGACGGGCUCGUGGAAUCGAACCAGGACGCACUGACCUGGCGAGACAGGGGUGCGGGAUGAGAAAGAGGAAGAAGGAGGAGAAGAAGCAGAGAGGGAAGGGGACGAGGAGGACGAGGAGAAAGCAGGAGCAGCAGCAAAGGCGGGCCAUCGAGCAGGGAGAGCGCGCGCAGUGCCCCCCUUGUCUCGCGCCCCUCCUGGAGCCCCGCUCGUGUGACCGCGCAGAGCCAGCCGCCGAGCAAUGCGCAACAACGGCGUCCGCGACCCAGGGCGGGGGGCGCGGCCCCGAAGCCCAGAGAGCCGACGGAACAAGUGGGGACGUCGAGCCCGAGAGGCCAGACCAGGAAGAAGGAGAGACGGAAUGGAAUCACAAAUGAAAUAGACGAGCAGAGACUCGCGGACUUGUAACACUGAGCGGCACACUACGGAGAAAUGUUC